This is a messenger RNA of Soboliphyme baturini, 687 nucleotides long. Lineage: Eukaryota; Metazoa; Nematoda; Enoplea; Dioctophymatida; Soboliphymatidae. The record is from the annotation of a GenBank genome assembly.
AUGCUGUGCUCUCGGCGGUCCCGUCUCAAAGGAAGGCGGCGAGGAGUAACGCACGUUGGAGAGACCACUGUUCACACGCACAAACACACAGACCACACCGAAUUGCUUUGUAGUGCCACCGCCUCGGCGGGAACCGCUUACCUCAAACGCCGGAACCGCUUACCUCCCUCCUUUUCUAGUCUGCUGGGCCUUCGUUAUCCGUAUGCAUGCGAUCAAGAGGGGGACAUGCUGUUCAUCAAAGGCAUCACCAACGACCCGUGCAUCAAGUGUGUUUGUAAAGAAGGAACGGCCAACUGCAUCACGAACCGAUGCAUGCCCCUCAACGACUGUCCCGUGAUCAUCAGCAACGAUACAACGUCCUGUUGUAAAAAGUGUAAAGGUACUGCGCUACAGUGUAGUAGCUUGUCUAGCGACGUGUAUCACAACAACCUUAUCUCCACAGAUUGCUCCUACCUGGAUCAGGUGUACCAGAACGGUGAGCAGUGGAUGAGCACCCAAGAUUCCUGUCGAAGACUCACCUGCAAGGUAGGCAGACAGUGUGAUAUACGAGACGAGGAGAGUUGUGUUCGAUCGCAAUCAAUGAGGGUGCCUCGGCGUGACUCGCGCCCUCACGCUUCAUUAGACGCCGCCCGUUCGGCUCGAAUUACAACGCCCACGGCGUCGCCUGACUGGUCGUCGGUCAUUUAG